UGUUGCCAGUCCUCGUUUGAUUUUCGAUCCAGAAUGAAAUACUUUCUGUCUAUAACAUUGGCACUCUCAUUGUGUCUGUGCUUUGCAGUAGCAAAUGAAUUUCUUUAUCCAUACAAACCCAAUCUCGAUGUUACCUGUGUUGUUUCCGAGUCAAAAACUUUUCAAAGGAUUGGACAUAAGUAUUACCUUAUAGUAAAAUCAAAGGUCAGUUGGUUCGAUUCCUUGCACUUGUGUCGUCGAUUUGGAGGCGACUUGGUCUCAAUCGAAUCAGCUGAGGAAAUGAAUGCACUAUCAUCGUAUCUCAAGAGUCAGGGAAAUGAUGGAAACGCUUGGUUUUGGACUGCAGGAAACGAUCUUGUCGUUAAUCAUCAUUUUAUAUCUGUGACAAAUGGAUUGCCAUUGCCAUUCACCUCUUGGUCAGCUGGACAACCAGAUUUUCCUGGCGUGGAGCACUGUAUGCAUUUGUGGCUCAGAGAUGGUGAAUUCCGAAUGAACAACUGGAUGUGCACUGAAAAAGCCUUUUACAUAUGCCAGAGACAGAAUGACACUCGCUGCUCUGACGAUUCUUAUAGGAAUGUCAUCGAUCUGCGUUCUUCAGCUCCUUAAAAAGGAAACGUGUUAUUCAAUUCUGAAUAACUUACAGCAAAUCUCGGAAAUACAGUGUGUGUUUUGACUUUAAAUUGAAUUUAUAUUUAAGCACAAUUUUGCGAAUUAUAUAAAUUCUGCGUAUAGCUAUCU
Messenger RNA from Drosophila innubila, 738 nucleotides. Its product is annotated as C-type lectin 37Db-like. The transcript has 2 exons. The record is from RefSeq and is a predicted model, not a curated record. Lineage: Eukaryota; Metazoa; Arthropoda; Insecta; Diptera; Drosophilidae. The coding region runs from base 34 to 606 and encodes 190 amino acids. Gene Ontology annotation, molecular function: signaling receptor activity.